AUGAUUAUUACAAACAAAACAACAAUCAAAGACUUCAUAAUACUUGGAUUCCCAGGACUUGACCCAAUGUAUUAUGGACCUGUAUGUACUCUUCUUUUCUUUACCUACAUGGCUAUUCUUGUUGGAAAUAUUUUUAUUUUAGUUUUUGUUGGAGUUGAGAGGCAUCUUCAUAAGCCAACAUAUCUGAUCUUCUGUAUGGCAACGAAUGAUUUGUUAUUUGGGACAGUGACCUUACCAAAAAUGAUUUCCAGAUAUUGGUGGGAUGACAAGAUAAUAUCUUUUGGUGCCUGCUUCACUCAGAUGUAUUUUGUUCAUUCCUUGGGAGCAAUUCAAUCUCUCCUUCUCCUUAUUAUGGCCCUUGAUCGUUUUAUUGCAGUUUGUUUUCCAUUAAAAUAUCCUGUUCUACUUACAAAUAACAUUGUAUCUAUGGCUUGCGGAUUGUCAUGGAUUUGUACAUUUCUUAGGAUGAUGUAUAUUGUAUUUCAUGCCCUAACCUUACCUUAUUGUAAAUCUAAUAUUGUGCAAUGUUAUUGUGACCAUACUUCAGUUAUAAACCUGGCAUGUGGUGGAGAUGUAAAAUAUGUUCAGACUGUUGCUCUCAUCCUUGCAAUGUUUAGUCUCUUGCUUCCACUUUCAUUUAUACUUUUUUCCUUUAUUUCCAUCUUUGUAGUUGUUUUAAGAAUAGGAAACGCAGAAGGACGAUACAAAACUUUAUCAACUUGUACACCACAGUUACUAAUUUCUUGCCUUUAUUACAUGCCAAGAUGUUUUGUUUAUCUAGCUCAUUAUAUAGGAUUCUCUUUCAGUUUGGACAUCCGCAUUUUAUUGGUAUUGUUGUACAGUCUUCUUCCUUGUGCUGUUAAUCCAAUCAUAUAUUGCUUCAAAACAAAAUAUAUCAAAGAUAUUUUGAUGAAGAGAUUGAAAAAUGCUAAAGUUGGAAUAAAGCUUCAUAGUAAUGCAUAG
Molecule: messenger RNA, 963 nt
Organism: Perca flavescens (yellow perch)
Lineage: Eukaryota; Metazoa; Chordata; Actinopteri; Perciformes; Percidae
Product: olfactory receptor 52K1-like
Biological process (GO): G protein-coupled receptor signaling pathway
Cellular component (GO): plasma membrane
Molecular function (GO): G protein-coupled receptor activity; olfactory receptor activity
Source: RefSeq, a predicted model, not a curated record